Xyrauchen texanus (razorback sucker) is the source of this 916-nucleotide messenger RNA. Its product is annotated as probable G-protein coupled receptor 141. Gene Ontology annotation, biological process: G protein-coupled receptor signaling pathway. The transcript has a single exon. Gene Ontology annotation, molecular function: oxysterol binding; G protein-coupled receptor activity. The record is from RefSeq and is a predicted model, not a curated record. Bases 2 to 916 code for a protein of 304 amino acids. NCBI's taxonomy places the organism in Eukaryota, Metazoa, Chordata, Actinopteri, Cypriniformes, Catostomidae. Gene Ontology annotation, cellular component: membrane.
CAUGAUGGACACCGCAACAGUGGCACAGAACAGCUAUACGGAGACGGCCGUAAAUAAUGCAUCAUCUCCCAAGAUCUUCCCGCCAUACAGGAUUGCCUUGAUCACCAUCUAUGCUCUUGUGCUUCUGGUGGGCACCACAGGCUUAACCCUCAUGACAAAAUUAUUAAAAAGCAACAUUCGCUCGAUAACUACCAUCGCCUUUCUCAACCUGAUGGUGGCACACUUUCUAUUCCUGCUCACUGUGCCAUUCAGAAUCUACUAUUAUGCGUACAAUGACUGGGGCCUGUCACCCGGUUUCUGUAAAGUAGUCAGUGCCAUGAUCCACAUCCACAUGUAUAUGGUGUUUAUUAUCUACACCAUCAUUCUUACCAUCCGUUUCUUGCAUUUUUACAAGAAGACUCAGCGGACAGAGUUCGACCGGCGGCUACAUGCGAUGUGCGCGAGUGCCCUCGUAUGGUCCGUGCUGUUGCCCAUCAUGCUGCCCGCCGUGGUGUCUCAUUACGGCAAGAUGGGUGGAGAUAAUUUGACCACAACACAAAACCAGUGCUUCAAAUAUGGGGAGGUGUUAGAGGACAAUCAUAUCUACAUUCUGAACAUGAUUGUGUCUAUUGUUAUUGUUGUUGUGUCGUGCAUUCAGGCCUGCAUCCAGGCGUUCAUUCUGCUCUCAAUUAUACUCAAGUACGGACCCGCCAGUCGCUCCCAGCAGGACUUUAGGGUCCAAAUGAAGAACCUCUGCUUUGUACUCAUCAUGCUUACCUGCCUGGUGCCAUAUCAUCUGUUUCGGCCUUUCUACAUGAAAUGCAUUGAAACGCUCCAAGAUAUAAACGAGGUGUUCCUAGCCAUUACGGCUCUUACCUGUUUUGACAUGCUGACGUUCACGGGUAAAGGGUUGUGCCAUGUGCACUGCAGGACCUGA